Molecule: messenger RNA, 945 nt
Organism: Parathielavia appendiculata
Lineage: Eukaryota; Fungi; Ascomycota; Sordariomycetes; Sordariales; Chaetomiaceae
Exons: 2
Coding region: 325-636 (103 amino acids)
Source: RefSeq, a predicted model, not a curated record
AGACCAUGACAGAUGACUCGCCCGGACUCCGCAUCCCAUCUAGCGGGUGCGUUGUUGGUUGCCAUCGAUCGACACAGCUAUCCUUGAGGCUGAACCGGUUGGCUCUUCGCACAUUCUAGGCCAACCAAGUCCUGACAGGCCCUGAUGCGCAGAUCAUAGGCGCGCGGCAUGCGAAUGCUGUGGGACUGGUCAUCGCAGACCGUCUGUAAGGAGAGGGGGGACGAGCAUAUAAACGACUCUCGGUUCCGGCCAGCAAUUCCCAUAUCUCAGAAGUCGGCCUUGACCCCUUCCGAGCGUCCCAAUUAGCGGCAGGGUGUUGUUGCAAUGGUCAAGUUCCUGGAGGCUCUCACCAUGCCCAACGUCGAGAUCAAUGCCGACGCAACCGUCCCAAGUCCCAAUACUAUCGUCCAAACCAACAUUUUCCCCGCCAACUGGCGGCCCGAAGAUCUGUGCAUCUCGAAUGAGGAGACGUUGGAGGACCUGCUGCGCAGGUUCGUCAGUCCCGAGGUGGAUUACACGCUGGAGAGGCAAGAGGGCGCCUGUCACUUUGGCUGCGGGUCCCGAUACGCGACAGGAUUAAGCACGACUGAUCCGUGGUCUCGGACAAACACGUCGACGACGAUGGAGCCUCUCUGAAUGUGCUUCCGGGUGACACCAAGCUCAACUCUAAAUGGGGACCAGAAAUGGUCAACGAACCGGCGCACUACGUGGAAUGGCAAAGAGUGCUCGCGCAAAUUGUGAACUACAUGGCCUCCUGCCACCGGAGGUACAGCUUCAUCAUCACGGACAAUAUCCUGGGCGCUUUGAGGAUCACCCGCUGCCGGACCGAGGCAGCAGGGGCUAAUUACAGGACGCCCGUUUCGGGCGGCGGCGGCUGCGGGGGCUGCGCUCUAUCAAACGCAGCUGGCCGACGUGUCGUUGACAUCUGGUUCGACAUUCUACUAU